This is a messenger RNA of Lolium perenne, 1248 nucleotides long. RefSeq names its product GDSL esterase/lipase At5g55050. Gene Ontology annotation, molecular function: hydrolase activity, acting on ester bonds. Lineage: Eukaryota; Viridiplantae; Streptophyta; Magnoliopsida; Poales; Poaceae. The record is from RefSeq and is a predicted model, not a curated record.
CGUCGCCGGCGAUGUGGUCCAGCCGAGUAAGGUCUUGAAGCAGGUGCCGGCGAUGUACGUGUUUGGGGACUCGACGCUGGACGUCGGGAACAACAACUACUUGGCGGGGCCAGACGUCCCCAGAGCAAACACGCCCCUCUACGGCGUCGACUAUCCGGGAUCCAAGCCAACUGGACGGUUCAACAACGGGUACCACGUCGCAGACUUUAUCGCAAAGAAGCUGGGUCUGAAGGAGAGCCCUCCGGCAUAUUUGUCACUUGCACCAGGCACCACCCCUCUGGUCGUCAGUGCUCUCGCUGAAGGUGUGAGCUAUGCUUCCGCAGGAGCCGGUAUUCUGGACUCUACUCAUGCGGGGACCAACAUCCCACUGUCGAAGCAGGUGAUGUACUUUUUGUCAACCAAGGCCAAGAUGCAGGUCAAGGUGGGCAGCACUGCGGUGCGAAUCCUACUCUCGAGAUCAUUCUUCGUCAUCAGCGUCGGGAGCAACGACCUAUUCGUAUUCGCGGCUGCGCCGACCGACGUCGUGGCGCUCUACUCCAGCCUCAUCUCUGGCUAUUCCGCCGCUAUCACGAGCUUGUACAACAUGGGCGCGAGGAAGUUUGGGAUCAUCAACGUGGGGCUGCUAGGUUGCGUGCCCGCCGUGAGGGCACUCAACUCGACGGCCGCAUGCAGCGACGGCCUCAAUCUGCUUGCGGCGGGCUUUGAUGACGCGCUCAAGUCCCUCCUGGCCAGCCUCGCCGCCAGGCUGCCAGGCCUUGUCUACUCCCUCGCCGACUCCUACAGCCUCUCACAAGUCACCUUCGCAAAUCCACAGGCAUCUGGAUAUGUCAACAUAGAUAGCGCGUGCUGCGGGAGUGGGAGGCUGGGGGCGGACAGCGACUGCCUGCCCAACUCGGUGCUAUGCGGCGACCACGACCAGUUUGUCUUCUGGGACCGGGUACAUCCUUCGCAGCGGGCCGGAGAGCUCAGCGCUGCAGCAUUCUACGACGGACCAGCCGAGUUUACAGCGCCCAUCAACUUCAGGCAGCUGGCCCGGAAGAUUUAGGCCAUGAAUCGUUCUACAGUGACUCUGCAAUCCACACUGUAACUAGCGUUACACACUAGCUAGGCUGAUACUUCAUACACAUCGCGUUCAUCACCAUGCUAAUGCUGAAAGUGAGAGUGUUUUUGUAUCUUAUACUCUCAUUUGUUUUCAUUUAUUGCAAAUGCAUGAUGUUCUAAUCAUGAAUAAACUGUAAAGUUGUAUUC